Ictalurus punctatus (channel catfish) is the source of this 1034-nucleotide messenger RNA. Its product is annotated as free fatty acid receptor 4-like. Bases 15 to 1034 code for a protein of 339 amino acids. The transcript has 3 exons. Gene Ontology annotation, biological process: G protein-coupled receptor signaling pathway. Gene Ontology annotation, cellular component: membrane. Gene Ontology annotation, molecular function: G protein-coupled receptor activity; peptide binding. The record is from RefSeq and is a predicted model, not a curated record. NCBI's taxonomy places the organism in Eukaryota, Metazoa, Chordata, Actinopteri, Siluriformes, Ictaluridae.
CUCAGUGAGGGAAGAUGUUACUCUUGAUUGAACCUACAUCCCAUCUCCUUGUGCAGAACUUCUCCUAUUUCUCCUACUUCUCUGAGCUCCAACAUUCAUACUGGUUUGUACCAGUAAUUGAGACCAUGGUUCUACUGAUCCUCUUUUUAGUCUCAGUGGUUGGUAACCUUGGUGCACUUAUACUGGUCAUCCAAAAGAGGCGGCGAGCUAACAACACCAUCUUGACCUUGAACCUUUUUCUCGCGGACCUUUUGUUUGUCAGCACUGUCCCUUUUGUCAUUACCGUGAGGUGGACCAAGGCAUGGAAACUGGGCUCUGCUGCCUGCCAUUUGAUCAUGUACUUUAUCAGCAUGAGUGGCACUGUUACCAUCACCACGCUGGCCGCCAUCAGUAUCGAGAGACUGCUUGCAAUCUUGAAGAUGGAGACUACACCCAGCCUAAAUCCAAGAUGGACACUUGGAGUGCUGCUUCUUAUCUGGUUCUUCUGUGCUGUUGCAAUGUUACCCCUCUCUCUAUUCUCCAGGGUGAUACCAGUCAGCUCCUCUCAAGAGGGAGAAAUGCAUAUAUGUGCUCUGAUAUGGCCACAUUUAAUGGGCGAGGUUGUGUGGUAUGUUAUUUUCUUUGCAUUUGGCUUCCUGGUACCGGGUUUUAGCAUUGUAAUCAGUUACACCAAAAUCUUACAGAUCAAGCAGCGUUGCAAAAGGAGACUUCACAUGACCACUUCACAAAGACAAGCACAGUCAAGUGCAGUGUCUAAACAGGACUUCAAACUUUUCCGUACACUCCUUAUUCUCAUGAUUUCCUUCUUCAUCAUGUGGAGUCCCAUCUUUAUCUUCACCUUUCUCAUUCGUAUACACAACUUCCAAGUCCAUUUUCCCAUAACCUCCUCCAUGUUUGUGUGGGUGCUGACCUUUACCCUGGCUAACUCAGCCCUUAACCCUGUUCUCUACAGCCUUUGCCAGCUGAGGCAUAAAUGGCAAAGGCUUUGCUGUGCAACAGCAGUCACAACAGGUCAAAGAGCUGUUACUCAGUAA